Molecule: messenger RNA, 1111 nt
Organism: Cuscuta epithymum
Lineage: Eukaryota; Viridiplantae; Streptophyta; Magnoliopsida; Solanales; Convolvulaceae
Source: the annotation of a GenBank genome assembly
AGUACGUUCACUCCUGCCUUGACCCUUUUUAAGAAAACUUCCUAACCAACAACUACACGAUAUCAUUUCAAAAGAACUUAGCAGACAUUGUUUCAUCCUUCAACAAUGGCCCGAUCACAACAACGAUAUCGGGGUGUUCGACAGAGGCAUUGGGGUUCUUGGGUGUCCGAAAUCCGCCACCCUUUGUUGAAAACAAGAAUAUGGCUAGGCACAUUUGAGACAGCAGAGGAUGCAGCAAGAGCUUACGAUGAAGCUGCAAGACUGAUGUGUGGUCCAAGGGCCAGAACCAACUUUCCCUACAACCCAAACACGCCCCCACACACAUCUUCAUCCAAGUUACUCUCUCCUACCUUAACAGCCAAAUUGCACAAAUGCUACUUGGCCUCUCUUCAAAUGGCUAAAACAGCCCCACAAAGUAUGUCACCGCCACAAAGUAUGUCGCACAAUUACCCCGCCAUUUCUCGGAAUCUCCCCGCAGAAACCGCUUUCUGGUACCCGGAGAGAACCCCACAAAUGGCAGCACCACAAGCGGUGCUGCAGCCAGUGGCAGCCACCGCGGCCUCAAACUGGGCCGCGGUUGGCGGAUCGAUCGGAAACUGCAAGUCAAACAACACAAUGUUCAUAGAGACACUUGAAGAAGAUCACAUUGACCAAAUGAUUGAGGAGCUUCUCCAUUAUGGGUCAAUUGAGCUCUGUUCUGUCGUCGUGCCUUAAAUGGCCAUUCUUUCCUCAAAAAAUUUAACCACUAAUUUAAGGCCUUAUAUAUACACACGAACUUGUAUUUUAAAUUAUGAUUAAGGAUAUAAUUGUGUAUGGCCAACCAAGUCCAAAGCAAUAUAUGGGUGAAUUUUUACUCUUAUAUUAGAUCGUGUGGGGGUGCAAACAUAAAAUCCUCUCAUUUUUACUUGUAAUUAGUACAGUACAAAUAGAGGAUGCAAGUAGUUUAUUUUUCUCUAUUUCUAGCUACAAUUUCGUCCCUAGUAUUGGAUAGUUACUUGGGUGACGUCAAGAACGAUACAUGUAUUCACUGUAAUAUAUUUCUUCCAACUGUUAUUAAAGAAAUUUCCCUAAAUAAUUAGGGAGUAUUAUUGUUGUCGUUGUUGUGGUAAAU